AGAAGGGAGGUAACUUCGUACGUGUUAAUUCCAGCUUGAACAUUCACAAACGGCACUAUGCAAGAAAAACGAGAGUUCAAACGUCUUCCAAAGGAUGUCGUUCCUUCCAACUACAACAUUCGGCUGAAACCAGAUCUAGAUGCAUUUGUAUUUCAGGGGCAGGAAGCAAUAGAUGUUGAGGUAAAGAAGCCAACAGACACUGUGACAGUCAACUCACUCAACAUCAAAAUCAGCGAGGUGACAUAUCAUGCACAUGAAGGUGGUGACAGCUCCUUGGUGGCUGAAGUGUCAACUGACAAGGAGGCGGAGACGGCCACUUUCAAGUUCCCCUCGGCCCUACAGCCAGGUAAAGGUGUGCUGAAGGUGAGCUUCACCGGUGAACUCAACGACAAGAUGGCUGGUUUCUAUCGCAGCAGGUACACCAUGCCUGAUGGAGGAAAGAGAGUUGGGGCAGUCACACAUUUUGAGGCAACGGGAGCUCGCCAAGCUUUCCCUGGCUGGGACGAACCUGCGGUCAAGGCCACUUUUGACAUUACACUUGUUGUACCCAAGGAUAAAACAGCGCUCAGCAAUAUGCCUGUCAAGUCUGACACCCCGGAUAAGGAUCCAAACUGGCGCGUGGUGGAGUAUGACAGAACACCCAUCAUGUCCACAUACCUACUGGCAUUCAUUGUGGGGGACUACGACUACGUAGAGGGCAAAGACGUGGACGGUGUCGUCGUGAGAGUCUACACACCUGUGGGCAAGAAGGAGCAGGGCAAGUUUGCCCUUGAUGUUGCUGUGAAAACCCUGCCCUUCUACAAAGAAUACUUUGGCAUCCCGUACCGAUUACCUAAGGUGGAUCUUAUAGCUCUUGCAGACUUUCUCAUAGACGCAAUGGAAAAUUGGGGUCUCGUAACGUACAGAGAGACGGCACUGCUGGUGGAUCCCACAAACUCCUCUGCAAAUGUCAAGCAAUACGUGGCACUGGUUGUAGGACAUGAGCUGGCUCAUAUGUGGUUCGGGAACCUGGUCACAAUGGAAUGGUGGACCAACUUAUGGCUAAAGGAAGGUUUCACGUCCUGGAUCGAGUAUCUGUGUGUGGACGAGUGUUUCCCUGAGUAUGACAUCUGGACUCAGUUUGUCAACAUCGAUCUGGGCCGAGCCCUGGAGCUGGAUGCCCUUCACACCAGUCACCCUGUUGAGGUCCCGGUCGGCCAUCCAGCGGAGGUGGACGAGAUCUUUGAUGCCAUCUCCUACUGCAAGGGAGCUUCUGUCAUCAGGAUGCUGCACGACUACCUGGGGGACGAGGAUUUCCGUAAAGGAAUGAACAAGUACCUGACGAAGCACUCCUAUCAGAACACGGAGUCCGAGGAUCUGUGGGCUUCCUUGGGAGAAGCCAGCAGGAAGCCAGUGGCCAAGAUGAUGAACACUUGGACCAAACAGAUGGGCUUCCCUGUCAUCAAGGUGAAUGAGAGACAGGAUGGAGACAAGCGGGUUCUCACGGUCACACAGGAGAAGUUCUGUGCUGACGGUAACCUACCUACAGACGACAAGUCCAGCUGGUGGGUUCCCAUUAGCUUCUCCACUGCCAGCAGCCCCUCCACCCCAGUCAAGACCAUCAUGCUGGAGGGGAAGAGUUCAGAGGUCACACUGGACAAUGUCAAGGCUGGAGAAUGGGUCAAGGUCAACACCAACACAGUGGGUGUGUACAGAGUACAGUACCCUACAGAGAUGCUAGCAGCUCUGAUCCCGGCUGUCAAGGACAGAUCCCUUCCUCCCAGAGACAGACUCGGACUGCAGAGUGACCUCUUUGCACUGGCCCGAGCUGGCAUGGCAGCAUCCGAGGACGUACUGAAGGUGGUCGAGGCCUUCAUCAACGAGGACAACUACACAGUGUGGAACGACCUUGCCCUUAACCUUUCCAGCAUGGCCGUCCUACUCCAGUACACAGACUCUUAUGACCUUUACAAGACCUUCGCCCGUGACCUCUUCUCUCAGGUGGUCAAGACCGUGGGCUGGGACAAGAAGGAGGGUGAAAGUCAUCUAACAGCCAUGUUGCGAGAUCUCAUCCUGACCAAGAUGGGUCGCUAUGGUGACGAGCCGACAGUAGCAGAGGCCAGGAAGAGGUUUGAGAGUCACUGCAGUGGAGAUAAAGUCAUCCCUCCUGAUCUCAGGGCUCCGGUGUUCAUCACAGUUUUGUCUGAAGACAGGAGUGAGGACUUCAACAGGUUGAUGGAGCUCUAUGACAAGGCAGACAUGCAAGAGGAGAAGAUACGGAUAGCACGAGCUCUUGGGGCAGUCAAGAAAGAAGAACUUAUCAAUCGUGUCCAUGAAUUUGCUGCCAGUGACAAGGUCCGUGCACAAGACAAAGUGUCUGUGCUUGCUGGGACCACUGGCUCAGCCAAGGGGAGAGAACUCACUUGGAACUUUGUGAAAGAGAAUUGGAAAGACCUACGUGAAAAACAUCAUGGGCAUCUGUUAACAAGGCUUGUCAAGGCAUCAACACACAACUUUGCUACUGAGGAGAUGGCCAAGGAGGUUGAGGAAUUCUUCAAUGCCAACCCAACCCCAGCUGCAGAAAGGACAGUGCAGCAGUCGGUGGAGAAUAUCCGACUCAACACGCGGUGGAUGAAAGAAUCGGCAGACAAAGUUUGCCAGUUUCUAAAAAAUAGAAAUUAAGAUCUCGAGAAAUUGAUAGUUUUGCAAUUUGAGAGUUUCCUUGGACAAAACAAGGGUGUCAGGAAUUUAAAAACAUAUUUUGUGGAUAUUAUAUUUUUCUUGGCACUUUUUUGUGAAGCGAUUAUUUUCCUAAUACAUGUGUAUCUUUGUAUUUUUAUACUUACUUUGAGCGAUUAUGGUAUCUUCAAAUUUUCAAGUAUUUUGUAAUGUAUAAGUUGUAUCCAAACAUUAAUUUCACCUUGGAGAUAUGAUUUAAUUAUUUUGGUGACAAACAAUCCAGGAGGAUAUUGUCAUAUGGUGAAGUAUACAUUGAUUGAUAGAGUUAUCUUCCCUUGGCUGACCUCCGACAACUUUAUUAUUCUGGUGCUCUUACUUCAUUAUUAGAUGCAUGUGUCCCAUAGGAUAUGGUCACACCCCAAUAAGAGUUGCCAUGGCAAUGUGCAUGAAUUGUGAAAUCCAUUCAGGUGAAUUUGAAGACAAGGUCCACUGACACAGAAUUGAGAUGACGUUCCACUGACACAGAAUUGAGAUGACGUUCCACUGACGCAGAAUUGGGAUGACGUUCCACUGACACAACCUUGAGCACAUGUUUUUCUGACACAACCUUGAGCACAAGUUCCCCUUAUGCAUCCUUAAGGUCAAGUUCCCCUGAAUUGUUAUAACUUAUUCAAAGAUUGAAAUAUUGUGACAUUAUGUUUUGUUUUAUGAAAUACUUCUUUAUCUAAUGGUUACAAACAGUUAUACGGUUGAUUGUUUUCAUAAUGCUAUUUAUAUGACUAAUUACAAAUUUGACAACUGUUAAGUUUUCUUCCCCUUAUGUUGUUGUAUUUGUUGAUUUUACAUGUUUGUUAGUUUCCUUUUCAUUCAGUGUCUUGAGGAUAUGCAUUAGUUAGUAAUAUAAGGGCUGUGUUUCUGUAAGAGAGUUAUGUCCCUUUGCCCAACAAGGAUCCCCGUUCCUGAUUCAUCCUGAUUAUGAACUGUGCUUUGUCAGCAUCUAUUCUAUUUGUGGCUGAAAAAUCAUCAAAAGCUCCAACAAUCUAGUAUUUGCAUGACAGAUUUAAUGUCAUUACAAACAUAUCUAUCAGUAUUAGGUCAUACUGUCACAGUAACUCCUAUAUCCCAUGGGCAAGAUGAAAUACUACUGAAAGAACUUUCUCUCUUCAGAGAGUACUCCACGAUCCAGAGAUCGAUAUUGUGAGCAACUAUGCGCACUUUUGAGGACACUGGCACUCAAUCAACCAUAUCAUUGAGCCCCACCACCCAAUCUGUUAAGUGAGUGGGGGGCGGUGGGGUAGUCUAGUGUUUAAAGAGUUGGCUCGUCACGCCGAAGACCCGGGUUCGAAUCCCCACAUGGGUACAAUGUGUGAAGCCCAUUUCUGGUGUCCC
Haliotis rubra (blacklip abalone) is the source of this 4047-nucleotide messenger RNA. RefSeq names its product puromycin-sensitive aminopeptidase-like. Gene Ontology annotation, molecular function: zinc ion binding; metalloaminopeptidase activity; peptide binding. Gene Ontology annotation, cellular component: cytoplasm. The transcript is spliced from 22 exons. The coding region runs from base 58 to 2661 and encodes 867 amino acids. NCBI's taxonomy places the organism in Eukaryota, Metazoa, Mollusca, Gastropoda, Lepetellida, Haliotidae. The record is from RefSeq and is a predicted model, not a curated record. Gene Ontology annotation, biological process: proteolysis; peptide catabolic process.